Messenger RNA from Nothobranchius furzeri (turquoise killifish), 2125 nucleotides. RefSeq names its product ependymin related 1 (gene epdr1). NCBI's taxonomy places the organism in Eukaryota, Metazoa, Chordata, Actinopteri, Cyprinodontiformes, Nothobranchiidae. Gene Ontology annotation, molecular function: calcium ion binding. The record is from RefSeq and is a predicted model, not a curated record. Gene Ontology annotation, cellular component: extracellular region; lysosome. Gene Ontology annotation, biological process: cell-matrix adhesion.
AACUUUACAGCAAAAGCAGCAUUCAAUCAACACCAACCGGAGCGGUUAACUGUACCGUAGAAAUGAUGCACCAACUCCUGUUCGUGGCCGCCGCCAUUGCCACGGGUGUUUUCGGCAUCCCGAGGCUGGAGGUCCCCCCGGGAGAUGAGCCAUGCCUCUCCCCGCAGCAGUGGGAGGGAAGGUGGGUGGUGUACGACCACUCCACCGGAAGAAACAGCCGGGCUGCCGUGUCCUACGACGGCCUGAACCGGAGGGUCCGAGUCCUGCAGCAGCACAAGAAACACACCCCGUGUCAGAGGUUUUUUGAGUACAUCUACCUGUAUCAGAGCAUGCUGAUGUUCCAGAUCGACCAGAAAACAAAAGAAUGCUCAAAGAUCUCUUUGACUGAAGCCUGGGAUCCCUUCGACAUCCCAGCUAACUCCACAUUUGAAGAGCAGUACUUCAUCGGUGGUCCCGGGGACGAAGUGGAGGUUCAGGAGUGGUCAGACAGGAAACCAGCACGCCAGCAUGAGACCUGGGUGGGUGUUUACACCCUGAAGGACUGCUACCCGGUACAGGAGACUUACACCAGGAACAGCAGCGUCACCACCUCCACCCGCUUCCUCAACCUGCAGCUGGGCAUCAGCGACCCCAACGUCUUCACCCCCCCGGCCUCCUGCCAGUCAGCCCGGCCCGAGAGGAUGGUGGAGCUCAGCUGCUGAGGCUCUGCCCGGUCUCUCCUUCGGCCUUUAAAGGGAUAUUUCAACAUUUUGAAGUGUGUUCCUGUUUUAAGUAAUAAUUCAGAACAAAAUGUCAGUUAUUAUUGUUAUUACCCAUCUGCCUUUUAUCUCUUUCUUUGUCAUGUUCUUUCUCUCCCUCUGUCCUCUGUUGCCAUAAACUCACCUGAGUUAACUACGCACCAGGAAGAGUGUCUCUGUAGAGAUGGAAGCUGUUCUUGGUCUUGGCUGUGUUAUACUAGCCGUUAGCUCAUCAAUACUAUUGCUAAGAACAGAGAACUUACAACUAGAGAAACACACUUUAAGUGUCCCGAUUAUCCCUUUAGCUGCAUUAAUUUAGCCGCUCAGUAGAAAACUAACAUUUAAGUCAUGUCUUUUACUGACCGGGAGAACAAGUCAGGUGUUUGAAAUAAGUUUUAAUUUUCUAGAUUAUUCACUCUCAAUAAUUAUUUCACAUUAAAUGAAGAUUUGAUGCAGGUAGUUGUUGAAUACGACGACUAAGUGUGAAUUUAGAGCUUUGAGGUUAUUUAAUCUUAAUUUAGUGUUUUAAUCUAAGUCCUGCCCUGCUUGCUGCUACAAGGCCAACAAAGAUAAAGCGCUGACUGCAUGGUGGCGCUGUUGCCUUGCAGCAAGAAGGAUGAAGGUUAGAAACCCAGAUGUCUGAUGUGAGAGAGUAUGGGACUGGUUUUGUGUCUCAUUUGACUCAGACUGGAGACCUGUCCAGAGUGUCCCUCGUCUCUUGACUGCUGGAGAUGGACACUAAACAUGGGAACUGACUCAGGAAUAUGAGAAAACAGCAAAUGAAUCAAAACACUGGAUUAAAAAUUUGCUAUUAUAUUUUAUUCAUAAUCAGUUGGUUUAAUAACUUUUUAUGAACCACAGAAAAACUUUCUGAUACCUUUUGCGGCAUUGUUUUUCUUAAACACUUAGUUUAAAGUUAAAGUGUUUAAUAAACCCAGAAAGACCUUUAUAUGUGGGGAAACAGUGAAGCAAUGUCAGAGUUCGGUUUCUGGUGUUUGGAGGCUGGAUGACAUAAUUCUUCAGUUAACAGGAUGUAGCUUCACACACAUUAAUAAGUCACACACACUAAAAGGACAUGAUUUGUUUUAUCAUGUUUCAUUUUUCGUAUUUAUCAAGACUCUUUGGAACCUAACAAAGUGACCAAAUCUAUCACUUCAGUUUCCUAUAAAUAUUCUGCUAACUCAUUGUUUCUCUGAAUUGGGGUCCUGUCCAGGAUUUACCCAUUUCACCAACAUUUCUCUGUGUAGAAGAAGGAAAUAAAAUACAUUCACAACUUUAUGUUUUCCCAUGAUAAAAGUGAUCACUGUUUCUUCUACAAAUAUUUCAUGUAAACAUUGCAUAAAUGCUACAUAAUUUUCAAAAUAAAGCAUGUCUUAAUGAGAAAAAUA